CCUAACCUGGUUCAAGAUAUUAUCUCUGAUACGACCCUGGAGGCCUCUCUACACAUGGGGGAAGGUAAGUCAGGUCCAAUUCAGCAUUUCGCACAAGAGCUAGCAGAACGACUUAUUAAAUUCCAAGGAUGCUACACCGAGUGCCACCAGGCAGCAAAACAUAAUCAUAUAGAAGAUACAAAUGAACAUAUCAGCCUUACUAUAUACCUA
Molecule: messenger RNA, 210 nt
Organism: Fusarium redolens
Lineage: Eukaryota; Fungi; Ascomycota; Sordariomycetes; Hypocreales; Nectriaceae
Exons: 1
Source: RefSeq, a predicted model, not a curated record